Molecule: messenger RNA, 849 nt
Organism: Ilyonectria robusta
Lineage: Eukaryota; Fungi; Ascomycota; Sordariomycetes; Hypocreales; Nectriaceae
Exons: 2
Coding region: 1-849 (282 amino acids)
Source: RefSeq, a predicted model, not a curated record
AUGCGUUGCCUGUUACCCGUAUUUGUCUCGGACGUGGCCUCACGCAUCCUCCAAACGCCAAAUAUGCUAUCUAGAACAAACACGAUCACCAAGCAAGUCUCGCAACAAAAGGUCGCAAAUGAGAUAGGCCGUAAAUGGGAAAAGCCUUUCAGUCUCACCUUUAGUCAUCGUUCGGUUGUCAUGGCUUCUUAUCCCAGUGCCAGCGCCCCUGGGUCUCAUCUUUUCCUUUCCUCGUCAGCCACUGCUUCUUCAGCACCACGGUCUCCUCAGCCUCAGCCUCCGCUCCGCGGGAGCUCCCAGACUCCAGUCUAUUGUUGCAUUUCCAACCUCGCAACGCUGAAUUCGCUGGAACAACAUGCCUUCGAACAACAAGUGCGAUGCGUCUGUCAAGCCCAUCGGCCACCUGACCCCUUUUAUGACGGCCCCAGCCAAAAUUUCACGAACUACCCUCCGGCCGAGAACAACACAACGAAUAGCCGAACAGUCAUCGACCGUGACGGUGCUUCCAAUCGACUAAUUCCUGAUCCAUUCACGGUCGUCUUGAUCGCAACCACGGAUAAGCACUUUCGCGUUUAUUCCCCUGACUACUCUCAUCGACCAAUAUACGUAAUGCCUACGUCUCGAUAUGUUUCAGAGUUUCGGGAACGCCCAGGAUACCGCCUACGGUUGAGAAGCUGGCCCGCGUCUACCGCAGCACCAGUGGAUUCUCCCCCCGAGCCCCAGACUGCUGAAGGUGGCGUUCCUCAGGACGACCCCAUUCUAAAGACGCGGGUUCAACCUCGGCAUACCCUAGGGACGAUACUCGGGGCCAUUUUACUGUUGGUAAUUAUUACUCUUGCGCAUUUCUGA